CACUGAGAAGGCAUCAUUCUUACUAUGAAUCCGAAGGUAAAUUCUACGAAGGCAUGGUGAAUGUGUUUUUAGUUCUCAGGACAAUCGUAACGGUGGUUAAUUAUGACUAUGUACUCGACUUCCGGUUUUACCAAAAUGGCGUCGUCGAAGUAAAGAGCAUGUCUACAGGCUAUGCUUUGACUAACGCUUUCUCAGAGAUGGAGAAAAAAUAUGGAUUUCAGUUACAUGAAAAUAUUGUUGCGAGCUUUCAUACACACAUGUUUCAUUUUAAAGCCGAUCUGGACGUAAAAGGUCAAAGCAAUAGAUACGAAACUAUAGAUAUUAAAACAGAAACAACACCAAAUGAAUUUUCUAGAAAAAUCAACUCUACUUACAGCCAAGGAUAUCUUGAGAAAUCUAUAAAGCGUACAGAGAAAGAGGCAGCUUACAAAUUUAAUUUUGAAACACCGAAAUAUCACAUAUUCUAUAACAAUAAGACAAGAGAUACAUACGGGAAUCCUUCAGCAUACAGACUUAUCCAUAACGGUAUGGUAAAGCAAAUUAUUCCAGAAGGUCAUAAUAAGGAACCAGCCAUAAGUUGGGCGAGGUACCAGCAUGCUGUGACUAAACGGAAAGACACAGAAGCUCAUAGCAGUUCCAUGUACUCCAUGUUUGAUACAGAUAACCAGGUUGUCAACUUCCAGGGAUAUAUAGAUGAUGAUGAAAACAUCACGGACGAGGAUCUUGUUCUGUGGGUGACACUAGGUGUUCAUCAUAUCCCACACAAGGAAGAUUUGCCUCUUACAACUACAACGGGCCUCUCACCUAGCUUCUUAUUACAACCUUAUAACUACUUUCCUGAAGACCCAGCUAUGGCUUCACCGAACGCUGUACGAAUAGAGCCGAAAGAUUCAGGAGUUUAUAUAGAACGAUAUGGAAUUCCUGAUGAAUCAAAGAAUACCUGCGUCCCCAGAAAGACAAACUUUGAAAACAAAAUAAAAUCAAAAACUACUCUGAUUUUCGAAUAGCAUUCGUAAUCUUAUUUUUUUUUUCAAAUAUAUAAUAUAUAAAGUUUAUCUAUAUGUACAUUUUAAAUACUAAUAAAAUCUAUUAUCUUACACUAA
Messenger RNA from Ruditapes philippinarum (Manila clam), 1103 nucleotides. Its product is annotated as putative amine oxidase [copper-containing]. Gene Ontology annotation, cellular component: plasma membrane. The transcript is spliced from 3 exons. NCBI's taxonomy places the organism in Eukaryota, Metazoa, Mollusca, Bivalvia, Venerida, Veneridae. The record is from RefSeq and is a predicted model, not a curated record. Gene Ontology annotation, molecular function: copper ion binding; quinone binding; primary methylamine oxidase activity. Gene Ontology annotation, biological process: amine metabolic process. Bases 54 to 1007 code for a protein of 317 amino acids.